AUGGCGGACAACAGCACCACCACCGAAAGUGCUUCCACCGGCUUCGUUUUCUACCACUAUGAGCCGUCCAUGGUAGCGGCAACUGUCUUUAUCAUCAUGUUUGGGGUUUCCGGUAUGCUGCACAUCUGGCAAUUAUGUCGACGCAAGACGUGGUAUUUCAUUCCCUUUGUGAUUGGGUGCAUUUUCGAAGCAGUUGGUUACGUUGGCCGAGCCAUGUCCGCAUCAGAAGCACCCGAUUAUACCAAGAACCCCUAUAUCAUCCAGUCGAUUCUACUCCUCCUCGGCCCCGCCCUAUUCGCCGCGUCGAUCUACAUGGUUCUCGGUCGUCUGAUUAACCUUCUCGAUGCCGGAGAAUACUCCUUGAUUAGACCCAAGUGGUUGACCAAGGCCUUUGUGCUGGGAGAUGUGCUGUCUUUCUUCGCACAGAGUGGGGGUGGUGGCAUGUUGGCAACAGCCAAGAACAGCGAUAAUGUCAAGCUGGGCGAGAACAUCAUUGUCGGCGGUCUCGGGAUCCAGAUCCUCUUUUUUGGUUUCUCCAUCGUCGUCACACUCGUCUUCCACGUUCGUCUCUCUCGCAACCCUACAUCCAAGUCUCAUACAGUUCAGACACCGUGGAAGGGUCUUCUCUACGUUCUUUACGCCACCAGUUUCUUCAUCAUGGUCCGAUCGCUUUUCCGAGUUGCCGAAUACGUAGGAGGCAAGGACAGCGAGCUCCAGGCCAAGGAGAUGUACAUCUAUAUCUUUGAUGCGACAUUGAUGGGCAUCACGUCUAUGGCCUUCAAUUGGUUCCACCCAAGUCGUGUUAUCAACGCCCAGGCUACCGGCUUGAAGCAAGUCUCUAGCUCAGAGGUGCUCAACGAAGGAUACCUGAUGGAGAGCGGACAAUGCCCGAAGCCGCAACAACAACAACAACAAUACAAGGACCCACGCUACGAGCCUUACCAAAGGGCAGCUGGUCAGCAGGGGUUUCGUAGGUGA
Colletotrichum phormii is the source of this 978-nucleotide messenger RNA. Its product is annotated as RTA1 like protein-domain-containing protein. The coding region runs from base 1 to 978 and encodes 325 amino acids. The transcript has 2 exons. The record is from RefSeq and is a predicted model, not a curated record. NCBI's taxonomy places the organism in Eukaryota, Fungi, Ascomycota, Sordariomycetes, Glomerellales, Glomerellaceae. Gene Ontology annotation, cellular component: membrane.